UCCUCCAAACUCUUCCUAUUUGUAUAAACUAAACAAAUUAUGGGUCGCAAAAAGAAGAAGGCCUCAAAACCCUGGUGCUGGUAUUGCAAUCGUGAAUUUGACGAUGAAAAAAUCUUGGUGCAACAUCAAAAGGCAAAACAUUUCAAAUGUCACAUUUGCCACAAGAAAUUGUAUACGGGUCCCGGUCUAUCGAUACAUUGCAUGCAGGUCCACAAGGAAACCGUUGACAAAGUGCCAAAUUCAUUGCCCAAUCGAUCCAAUAUCGAAAUAGAAAUUUUCGGCAUGGAUGGUAUACCGCCGGAAGAUUUACGCGAGCAUGAACGACAAAAGAAUGGUGGCAAGUCGGAUUCCGAUGAUGAUGAACCGGCGGCGAAAAAGAAAGUUGAAUAUCCCAUUGCUGCUGCACCGCCCAUGAUGAUGCCGCCAAAUAUGAUGCCUCCACAUUUAAUGAAUCAGUACGCUCAAUAUGGUAUGAUGCCACAUAUGACGGCAAUGCCGCCAUUUAUGGGUCCAGGUGGAAUACCUAUGGUACCGCCUCAUAUGAUGCCGCCACGACCUCUAUUUCCCGCCGCAAUGGCAGCUACAACAUCAGCUGCGGCUCAUGCCGCAAGUCAAUUUGCGGCCGCACAGCAGAAACCAACGUUCCCUGCAUACAGCAAUGCUACCAUAAGUGCACCGCCAACAACAAACAAUCCCAAUGCUACAGCACCACCACCAGCAACAACAGCGGCGGCAACAACCUCAGAACCAGCAAAACCGCAGGUGGUUACAAACGCCAGUGGUGUCACAUCGAAAAUAAUGCAUCCACCUGAGGAUCUUAGUUUAGAAGAAUUAAAGGCACGUAAAAUACAAAGACUUAAGAAUACCAAUGCUGUGUCCACAUCAAAAUCCUCGGCAUCGACAUCCAGCAGUAGCGGUGGCGGCGGCACACAUAAUACCACAACAACAACCUCUUCAGCUGGAACAUCUUCAACGAAUGCAGCCGCUGCGGCAGCCGCAACAGCAGCGGCCAUAUCCAAGGCACAGGAAGCUGCCAAUAUGGUUGCCGUGGCAACUCAGGCCCAAGUAGCCCAUGCCCAAGCAGCCCAGGCCGCCCAACAGGCGCAUCAACAAAAACAACUUGAAGAUCUCAAUCGUGCCGUUAUGAUCCAACAAAUACAACAGGCCCAACAGCAACACCAACAAAAACAGCUCGAAGAUCUCAAUCGUGCCGUUAUGAUUCAACGAAUACAACAGGCCCAACAGCAGGCACAGGCCCAGGCCCAGGCAGCCGCAUCAGUUGCGGCGGCAUCUGUUGUUCGUCCACCCACAGCUGCAACAGUUGGCAUGCUGCCGAUGCCAGGACAAAUGCAAUUGGUACAACCAAUGUUAAGACAUCCAUCAAUGGCUAUAGCAGGACCGCAUGCAGCUCUAAUUGGUGGUAAUCUAUUACGUGGCCAUGGUGGUUUGCCGGGAAUGCCAGCAGUACCUGGCGUACCAGGAAUGCCAACAGCAAUGGGCAUGCCUCCCGGUAUGGGUGUAAUGUUGCCAACGGGAAAUCCUAUGUUCCAAAUGUUACCACGUUUUAGGUGAUCGGUUCCUGCACAGGGACAGCUCUGUAUAGGGCCGAUUGUUAACGUGCCUAUGCCGAUCAUAUAUCCCAAAUAGAACAAAAAAACUAAAAGCAAUCUAAAUCAUCAU
Musca vetustissima is the source of this 1680-nucleotide messenger RNA. RefSeq names its product BUB3-interacting and GLEBS motif-containing protein ZNF207 (gene BuGZ). Gene Ontology annotation, molecular function: DNA binding. Lineage: Eukaryota; Metazoa; Arthropoda; Insecta; Diptera; Muscidae. The transcript is spliced from 8 exons. The record is from RefSeq and is a predicted model, not a curated record. Gene Ontology annotation, cellular component: nucleus. Bases 40 to 1572 code for a protein of 510 amino acids.